This is a messenger RNA of Oncorhynchus mykiss (rainbow trout), 3347 nucleotides long. RefSeq names its product polypeptide N-acetylgalactosaminyltransferase 12. Lineage: Eukaryota; Metazoa; Chordata; Actinopteri; Salmoniformes; Salmonidae. Gene Ontology annotation, molecular function: polypeptide N-acetylgalactosaminyltransferase activity. Gene Ontology annotation, cellular component: Golgi apparatus. The record is from RefSeq and is a predicted model, not a curated record. Gene Ontology annotation, biological process: protein O-linked glycosylation.
CACUUGCAUUGUGCUGUUGUAGCCCACGGGGCAUGAAAACUUCCCGUGAGGAAGGGAGACACGAUGGCACGUUGCAUGGGAAGGAAUCGGUCAGAGUUGAUCGUUUGCCUGUUCGGGGCUUCUAUAGUGGGAUAUUAUAUUUUUAACAGGCAUAAUAAUCCAGGUGACAUAGGUGGAACAAGUUUAAGAGAAGUUCCCAUUGAGCAAGAUAUUGAAAAUGAAUUGCUUAAAAAGCCUGUUUAUGACAAACCGCCGUUGGAUUUAAAUGCCUUAGGAGAACUGGGCAGAGCUGUCAAAUUGAACCUCGUUGGAGAGGAGAAGAAAAAAGAAGAGGAUAGUAUUAAGAAGCACCAGAUUAAUACCUAUGUGAGUGAUAUGAUAUCUCUCCACCGCAGCCUACCUGAAAGAUGGAAUCCUCUUUGUAAGGACCUGAAGUAUGACUACAGGAGGUUGCCAUCUACCUCAGUGGUGAUUGCCUUCUACAACGAGGCGUGGUCCACGCUGCUACGCACUGUCCACAGUGUCCUGGAGACAUCACCUAACUUACUGCUACGAGAGGUGGUGCUGGUGGACGACUAUAGUGACAGAGCUCAUUUGAAGGAGCCGUUGGAAAACUACAUCUCCAGCUUGAAGAAGGUGCGUCUGAUCCGGGCCAGGAAGAGGGAGGGCCUGGUACGGGCCAGGCUCCUGGGGGCCUCCAUUGCCACGGGUGACGUGCUGACCUUCCUGGACUGCCACUGUGAAUGUCACGAGGGCUGGCUGGAGCCCCUGCUCCACAGGAUAAAGGAGAAGCCAUCGGCUGUGGUCUGUCCCGUCAUCGAUGUCAUUGACUGGAACACUUUUCAGUAUCUAGGCAACUCUAGGGAACCCCAUAUCGGAGGAUUUGAUUGGCGGCUGGUCUUCACCUGGCACCUGGUGCCAGAGUACGAGCAGAAGCACAGACGCUCUGCCAUCGAUGUCAUCAGGUCUCCUACUAUGGCUGGAGGGCUGUUUGCUGUCAGUAAGAACUAUUUCCAUUACCUGGGCACGUAUGACACAGGCAUGGAGGUGUGGGGAGGAGAGAACCUAGAGUUCUCAUUCAGGAUCUGGCAGUGUGGGGGCAGCCUGGAGAUCCACCCCUGCUCCCACGUGGGCCACAUCUUCCCCAAGAAGGCCCCCUACUCGCGGAGCAAGGCCCUGGCCAACAGCGUGCGUGCUGCCGAGGUCUGGAUGGACGAGUACAAGGAGUUGUACUACCACCGUAACCCCCACGCUCGCCUGGAGGCCUUUGGGGAUGUGACAGACAGGAGGAAGCUCAGGACCCAGUUAGGAUGUAAGGACUUCAAGUGGUACCUGGAGAACAUCUAUCCUGAUAUCCACGUUCCUGAGGACAGGCCUGGGACGUUUGGAAUGCUGAAGAACAGAGGCAUGUCCAGCUACUGCUUUGACUACAAUCCUCCUGACGACCAUAACCUGGUGGGCCACCGAAUCAUCCUCUACCCCUGUCAUGGCAUGGGACAAAACCAGUUCUUUGAGUACUCCAGUAAGAGAAGUGAGAUCCGCUAUAACACCAGGGACCCAGCAGGGUGCGCUGUGGGGGACGCCGUCUCCACCUACCUGACUGUGCACCUGUGCAAGAAUCCCCGGCAGCCUGUGCCACAGGACCAGAAGUUUGUCCUCAGAGAGGACGGCACCCUUUACCACGUGAUGACCCAGAAGUGUGUCCAGGCCGUGGACAAGUCGGACAACGGCAGCCGUGCCCCCGCCCUGCGGCCCUGCUCGGACCACGCCAACCAGAAGUGGUUCUUUGAGGAGAGGGGGGAAUAGUGGAGCGAGCCAGACGAAAUCUCUAACACUGGGGUGGAGGAACAACCAAACCCAUAUCCUGUAGUUGAGGGAGAGGGAUGGAGGCCCCAAGACCCAUACUCAGGUCCAGUGUCCCUAUGCUGUGGAGAUAGCCUGGGUCGUUUUCACUAGGAACUAAACAGAAAAAAACUUGCUGAAACGGGGAGGUACUAAUUGAAUUAGUGCAAUUGGAAUCACUUGUUUUUGUUUUCUGUUGCACACUGUUUUGAAUUGUUGUGCCCUAAUGAAUAUUACCCAAGUCAGGCGAAGCAGGAACCGUAUCUAUGCACAACCUUGUGCUUGCUCGACAACGUUUGAUAUUAACACAUACCACAUAUCUGCUUCUCCAAUCUUUUUAUUCAUUUUUAUUAACAUUGUUUGGGUUUUCAAACACAGUUUUACAUCCAUGGAUUUAAUGACAACUAUUGCAAUUGUUCAUGCUGUUAUUUACAUUUACAUUUAAGUCAUUUUAAGUAAUCUUCUUAUCCACAGUGAUUUACAGUACACUAAGUUAUUUUUUUGUUUUGUUUUUCAAUGGUUAAGGGCUGUGUCCACUCACUUCAAUGGGGUAACACCCAUUUGAGGAUGAGGGGUACACCCAUAAAGAAUGAUAGAGGCCCCAAAAGGUCGUAUUUGCAUGGGCAACACCAUUGAGAGCUUCCACCAAUUUAAUGCAGUCAACUGGGUGGGACUUCCAACUUCAUUGGCUGUUCCCUCCUGGUGACCCUGUUGGAUUCAUGUCAUCAAGAGGGAACAGCAAAUAGUUUAGAAGGAAAUGUACUACUUCAAAAUGGAGAUUGUCUUUGCCCCUGGUAGUGGAUGUUUUUGGCAUUGCAGUGUUCUUGACAGAGUGACAGUAUGUACUUACUUGCAUUACAUUGCAGCUGGAUAGCUCAGACUCAACCUCUAGAGGGCGGCAAAGCUUCCAUCUUGUGUGCUGAUCUUUUUCCCACUCCAACCAAUAUGCUCUCAGCUCAGUGACGUGUGUGCAUGGUUCAUUUUUAUUAGUGAUGCAUUUACGUCUGUCCCUCAUUGUAAGGUCAACCCUCUUUUGUGAACAGAACUCUUGUUUUAAUAUGGUGAAACCAUGACCUUUUUUUGAUCAUCUAAUUGUCAAAUCAUAGAGUAAAAAGCUGGUUCUACUCUUUCUGGCCAUUUUCUAUUGUUUUGUGGUGGAAAACUGAGUGGGUAGAUUAUAGAACGUCCACCCUGUUGCCCAUAGAUCUUUAUUUAAUUGUUUUAAACUUGCAUUCAACUGUCACCCCCUGUUGCACAGAACAAGCUUUCAUUCCCCCUGUCACAACAGGAUUGAUGGUGAUUUAAGAAGAAAUCGUUAACCUUGUUACUGUCAACCCUGUUACUUUAUUUGCCACUGAAUAGGCACUUACUAUAUUAAUUUUUUUAUUUAACCUCUUAAGAUGGGAAAACGUGUGUUUUAUGAAGAUGAACAUGUGCUCUUUAGGUGAAAUCAAAAGGUGCCGAAUUGGUGGAAUGACCCAAAACUAUAUAUAUAUAUAUAUAUA